Messenger RNA from Aspergillus saccharolyticus JOP 1030-1, 3603 nucleotides. Its product is annotated as nuclear import receptor MTR10. The record is from RefSeq and is a predicted model, not a curated record. The transcript is spliced from 8 exons. NCBI's taxonomy places the organism in Eukaryota, Fungi, Ascomycota, Eurotiomycetes, Eurotiales, Aspergillaceae. Gene Ontology annotation, cellular component: nuclear membrane; cytoplasm. The coding region runs from base 258 to 3173 and encodes 971 amino acids. Gene Ontology annotation, biological process: protein import into nucleus. Gene Ontology annotation, molecular function: small GTPase binding.
CUAAGUCAAACUUCCCCUCCUUCCCCUGCUUUUCUCUCCUCCCAUCCCCCAUUACUCCGCUACUUUAGUCGAGGGCUUUGCGCUUAUCCCUCAUCUUUAAAUUUCGUCCUUUAUUGUCAUUUUAAUGAGUGUAUAUGAUCGCACUGCAUAAGUGUUAAGCCUUCCGGCCUGGCUGAACCCCUCUUUCUCCCAACUCCAACACACCAACUUCCUCCCCCUCCCCUCCUCAGAACAUCCUCCCCACCAGCCGAUCAAACAUGACGAGCAAGGAGGGGGCUACAGGGCAGGCCUUUGGCCCAGUUCUGGCUGCGGUCGCCACCAUGCAAGGAAAUGUGUCGCGCGCCGAAAAGACGCAUGCUCAUGAGUUCCUAGAGAAAUUUCAGAAAUCGGUCGAAGCUUGGACUAUUACUCAUGAAAUGUUACAAUCUCCGGAUAUUCCUGUCGAGGCCAAGUUAUUCGCAGCGACGACGUUGAAAGGAAAGAUCAUCUUCGAUCUCGAUCAGUUGCCGGCCGAAUCCAUAGUUGCGCUCAGAGACUCUAUUUUGAACCUGCUCGUGGCUUUCGCGGCAGGCCCUCGGCCUAUCCAGACACAGCUUUGCGUAUGCUUGGCUAGUCUUGCGAUCCAGAUGCUUGCAUGGAAGGACGUACUUCCGACCGUGGGCGCUGCUCUGGGGAGUAGCGCUGGAGACUGUGUAUUGGAAUUUCUGAAGAUUCUUCCGGAAGAAGUAACGGAAGGUCGCAAGAUCAAUUUGAGUGAAGAUGAUCUUAUCAUGCGGACCAAAGAACUCUUGGAGGACAAUGCUGAACAGGUGAUGCACCUAUUGAUCCAGUACGCACAAUCGUCACCAACUGCAUCCACCAAUCCGCGCCUUCUGGAUUGUAUUACUUCAUGGAUGCGCGAGAUUCCAGCAUCCAAGAUUGUCGAAUCGCCUUUGAUGGACAUCAUUCUGAAGGGACUUGAUGACGAUAUAUCCUUUGAGGCUGCAGUAGACAGCAUGUGCACACUGUACCGAGAUACCCGCGAGGUCGACGACUCGCUUGCCAUUAUCCAGGCCUUGUACCCACGCAUAAUCUCCCUUCGCCCCAAGAUCGCCGAGUUCGCCGCGUCCGAGGAUACUGAUGCCUACAAGGGUAUCACGAGACUUUUUGCAGAAGCUGGUGAAGCAUGGGUAGUGUUGAUUGCACGCCUACCGUCCGAGUUCCGGGGGCUGGUCGAGGCAGUCCUUGAAUGUUGUGCUCGGGAUUGGGAGCGAGACGCGAUCUCCCUUACCUUCGUUUUCUGGUACGAACUGAAGCAGUACGUUACGCUGGAUCGGUAUGCGGACGCGCGGGUGAAUUUGAGCGAUGUCUUCUCGCAGCUGGUGGACAUCAUGGUCAAGCAUCUUGAGUACCCUGGGCUCGAAGAAGGCGAGACGGAUUUGUUCGGGGGUGAUCGUGAGCAGGAGGAGAAGUUCCGCCACUUCCGCCAUUCCAUGGGAGAUGUCCUCAAGGACUGCUGCGCUGUCAUUGGAGUCACUGAAUGUUUGACCAAGGCUUACCAUUUGAUUCAGCAGUGGGUUUCCAAGUAUGCGUCGCAGUCCAGUGAUGAGCACGUCCCUCAUUGGCAGGAGCUUGAGGCACCAUUGUUCAGCUUAAGAGCCAUGGGCCGCAUGGUGGAUCCUGAGGAAAGUGUCGUCCUAACCCAAGUCAUCCCUCUGAUUGUGCAAAUUCCCAACCAGGAGAAGGUGCGGUUUCAGGCCAUCAUGGCGCUCGCACGCUAUACGGAGUGGACGGCUCAGCAUCCAGAGACACUGGAGGCACAAUUAAAUUACGUCAUCUCGGGAUUCCAGCAUAGUUCUCCCGAGGUGGUGCAGGCUGCGGCUCUGGCCUUCAAGUAUCUUGGUACUGACUGCCAAAAAUUGCUUGGAGGUCACAUCACACAACUCCAUAGCUUCUAUGAGUCCGUCAUUGACAAGUUGAAGCCGGCGAGUCAAGAGGAGGUAACUGAGGGUGUGGCAGCAGUAGUUGCAGUCCAGCCUCUGGAGAAGAUUUACGAAACCCUGAAAUUGUUCUGUGACCCUAUCAUGGCUCGCAUCAUGAAUCUAGCGAACAACGCUCAAGAUGAGGAAAGCCAAAGGGCCGUUGCUGAUCACAUAGGGUUGAUUACCAUUUUUGUCAUGGUCGUUAAUCCAUACGUUUCUCCUGGUGAAGAGAACCCCGCUGUGAAGUACUGUGGUGAGAUCUUGCCAAUCAUGAGCACGAUCGCACUGAACUUUACAUCAUCCACGCCAAUCCUCGAGCGAGUUUGCCGUUGCUGGCGUAAUAUGAUCAUUUCAUACCGGACCGCAAUGACGCCUUUAUUGCCGACUCUGGCUCAAAGCCUCGCCAGUGGCUUCGAGGCGUCGCGAGAAGGAUGUUUCUUGUGGGCCACUGAUGCCGUUGUGCGCGAGUUCUCGGAAGGUGCUGAGUUUGUGGACGCGAACACAAGCCAGGCCGUCUUCCAGUUCUACGAACAGCAGGCAAUCGCGUUCUUGCGUAUUCUCAAUGAUCUGCCCCCGGAGAACCUACCUGAUGUCAUCGAGGAUUUCUACCGCCUAUCAUCGGAUGCGAUCCGAUUCUAUCCCAAGGAAUGCAUCACUUCUUCCCUCUCGGUCCCCAUAUUCUCCGCGGCCCUUAGCGCCCUCACCCUUCAACAGAUCGACCCUCUCACUGCUACCCUGCAUUACUAUCAUGAUCUAUUUAGCUUUGCUUUUGAAAAGCCCGCGGUUUCUGAAUUUACCACGUCAGACGGCAACGCAUACUCGACACCUGUCGAAGUUCGUGAGGCGGUCAAGCGGCUCAUCGCAUCUCAAGGUCAACUGCUUGUCCAGCGGAUUCUUACCGGCAUGAUGUUCACCUUCCCCGGAGAAUGCUUCCCAGAUGCGUCCAGCGUCUUGAUGUCAAUGUUCGAAUUGAUGCCUGAAGAUACGGGAACCUGGCUUCAAUCCACUUUGCAAAUGCUGCCUGCGGGUACGAUGAAGCAGGGUGAGGCUGAGCGUCUACUCAAGGGGCUAUUUGACAAGAUUCAAUCGGGCGAAACCCGGAAGAUCCGUGUCCUGCUCCAAGAUUUCACCAAUUCGUACCGCCGCCGAAAUGUGGCUCCCAGAGACGGUCUGGGCCGGCUUGAGGCUACCCGAUUUCGGUUUAGUGGAUAGAUAUUCCCUUGAAUGAUGGGAACUGGGACUGAGCAAUUCAGGAAACAGCACCGCUGAGGAUAUCAAAAGUGGCCUCAUCUCGCACCAACGCUCAGCAUUUGAGUCGGGGCAGAAUUUAACACGAAUUACCUUCAGCGCCCACGGCAUCUAUCCAGAAGAUUCAGAAUGCGUUUGUGCGUUGAGAAUCCAAUAAGACUGCCCAUCAUGUAUCUCUCUCUCAAGCAUCAGCAUCCCCCAUACACGCUUGCAUGAGGUCGUUAGAAAAAAUCAUUGGCGGAUGAUGCGCCGCCACGACCAAACCCCCCUCAGGGGUCAGCAAGUGAACAGCGCGGCUAAACACCCACCCUGUAAAACGUGAGGCCAUUAAUAUUAUAGUGUAAGGAACUUAGAUAUAUUAUAAGAACAAUGGAUCACCCAAUCUAUUUAUCGG